Molecule: messenger RNA, 4320 nt
Organism: Sinocyclocheilus anshuiensis
Lineage: Eukaryota; Metazoa; Chordata; Actinopteri; Cypriniformes; Cyprinidae
Product: single-stranded DNA-binding protein 3-like
Exons: 18
Coding region: 184-1473 (429 amino acids)
Biological process (GO): positive regulation of transcription by RNA polymerase II
Cellular component (GO): nucleus
Molecular function (GO): protein binding; single-stranded DNA binding
Source: RefSeq, a predicted model, not a curated record
AAAUUCACCAGUAGACUGUUUCAAGUUCCCCCAGCAGAAACUGUGCCUGAUUUGUGGCCAAUGCUGGGGAUGUACGAAAAGGGAGGAAAACACUAAGCGGGUAGCUAUGGAGAUAGACCGUUUUCCUGGCCGCUUCCUUUGACAGGUGUUGAGUAGGUUAAAAGUCUUCAAACAGAGUCCACCAUGUACGCCAAAGGGAAAGGAGCUGUCGUUCCAUCCGAUAAUCAAGCCAGAGAGAAGUUAGCUUUAUACGUGUACGAGUACUUAUUGCAUGUUGGGGCCCAGAAAUCAGCACAGACCUUCCUUUCCGAGAUCCGAUGGGAGAAGAACAUUACGCUAGGGGAGCCUCCUGGAUUCCUCCAUUCAUGGUGGUGUGUAUUCUGGGAUUUGUACUGUGCCGCUCCAGACCGCCGUGAGACCUGCGAGCACUCCAGCGAGGCCAAGGCCUUCCACGACUAUAGUGCAGCAGCAGCCCCCAGCCCCGUAAUGGGCAACAUGCCCCCCAAUGACGGCAUGCCGGGCGGACCAAUGCCCCCUGGUUUCUUUCAGGGGCCUCCCGGCUCGCAGCCGUCACCACACGCACAGCCUCCCCCACACAAUACCAGCAACCCCAUGAUGGGACCCCACGGCCAGCCUUUUAUGUCUCCACGGUACCCUGGUGGACCUCGGCCGUCUCUUCGCAUGCCAAAUCAGCCUCCUGUAGGGGUUCCAGGUUCACAACCACUCCUGCCAAACAGUUUGGACCCAACCAGACCACAAGGACAUCCUAACAUGGGCGGUCCAAUGAGAAUGAAUCCUCCCAGGGGGAUGGGUGGCAUGGGCCCUCAGAACUACGGUGGUAUGAGGCCUCCUCCCAACUCUCUAGGUGGUCCAGGCAUGCCCGGAAUGAACAUGGGUCCUGGAGGACGUGGCCCCUGGCCAAACCCGAGUGCUAACUCGAUAGCAUACUCCUCCUCAUCUCCAGGCAACUACGUGGGUCCUCCAGGAGGAGGUGGUCCACCAGGAACUCCCAUAAUGCCAAGCCCAGGAGACUCCACAAACUCCAGUGAAAAUAUCUACACAAUGAUGAACCCUAUUGGACCAGGAGGAAACAGACCAAGUUUCCCCAUGGGUCCUGGUCCAGAUGGCCCAAUGGGCGGCAUGGGUGGCAUGGAACCUCAUCAUAUCAACGGAUCAUUAGGCUCUGGUGACAUGGAUGGGUUGCCAAAGAACUCCCCCAACAACAUGGCAGGGAUGAACAACCCACCAGGCACACCGCGGGAUGAUGGAGAAAUGGGAGGAAACUUCCUCAACCCAUUCCAAAGUGAAAGUCCUUCUGGGAUGCCCCACGAGCAGAGGACUCACAUGAAAGUGGCCCAUCCCAGCUUGUGCAAAAUGGCCACCGGCAACAGGAAACAGUCCCAGGGCCACAGGAAGAGCUUGUUGACUGAAUCUCCCUGCCUCCCGGACUUCCUCUCUGGUUCAGGACACUAACGGGGCUGAACACACACAGGAAGGCAGGUGUGUGUAUGUGUUUGAGCAGACACACGCAUCCCCGGGCUGCUCACUUUAUGAUCUUUAUGAACUCACUCCACUUUUUUGAUUCAUUUUUUAAAUCUUGAAUGGAUGCAGUCGUUUUUACAGUGGAAAAUAUCUGCACCUUUUUCCUCCAUUAAAUUGUGUAAAUGCAAGAGGAAGCUCAUUAUGAUGGGUUCGGCAAUGAACGUUUUCAUUAUUCUGUAUAUGUAUUGUAUUAUUAUCAAUUGUUGAUUUUAUUUUUAUUAAUAUUGUAUUGAUGGUUAUUGAUUAGGUUUUCAUCUUUUUUUGAAAGGGGCACAUUAUAUGUAAACCACGAAUUCGACAGGAAAAAGCACACAUCCAUAAUGCACAAUAACAGUGUCGUGACUUUUGCAGGAAGUCUACACUACGUUUUGUGUUUGCUGUGAAAUCUUACCUCCCGCAGAUUAAAAAGGUAGCCGUACCUUUUCUUCUACAUCUCUAAUAUAUAUACAGGAAAUGUAGUUUCAUUGUCCCUGUCAAGUGAACGUCUGAGGCCAAGAAGCGCAAGGCCCAAACCAGCAGCGACUUUAACCUCUCAGACCAGCCUGUGUGUCCGACAACGCGUUUUGGAGUCUAUCUGUAGAGAGGAAGUGAUGUCAUAACAGAGCUGAAAACAUGCGGUCAAACAACUAACUAGCGCUGAACUUGACUCCAACACAUGACAGAUGUCUGCUCACCGUGAUUCACAACUUAUUUAUUUGUUGUUUUUGUUCAAGAAUUGAUUUAUCGCGCACACGUCUCGCAUGCGACCCGUCAGGACAUAUUGUACACAUGUAAAUAUGCCAGUCUAAGAUACCUCCUGAAGAUUUGUAUCAUUCUGUCCCUCGCCAGAGACCCACAUGCUUUCCUUCUGCAUGAAUCUGAACAGGGUGUCUCUAGUCACAUGACAUUUCAGUACAAAUGAGGUUCCUGUUGACUUGGUGCUCAUCAUACUGGAUAUUUUUUCAGGCGCGGGAAUAGAGCCUUCCUCCUCAAACACAUUUUGUGUUAAGUAUGUGUUCCAUAUUAUGUCUAAUCAUCUUCAAAAACAUGAGAUGUCAGUCACAUCCUGUGCUUAUGAGAUGAGGGGAUAAUAAUAGGACGUCCAGGGACUACUGAAUGAGGGAUAUAUGAACUAAAUGUGCUCACAGACUGUUUCUCAUAAUAUUGGCAUGCAUUUUUUUUUUCCGUUUUGUCUUUUGCAUUUGGUGUAUAUUCUGUCUGUCUUUUAAAGGGAUAGCCCACCCCAAAAUGAAAAUUCUGUCAUUAUUUACUUAUGUCGUUCCAAAACUGUGACUUUCUAACUAAAGACUUUCGAUUGCCAUUGACUUCCAUUGUCAUUUUUGUCUAUACAAUGAAAGUCAAUGGGAACUGAAACUUUUUGGUUAUUAUUCUUGUUAUUCUGUAUUUUUUCUGUAUUGUUAUUCUGUAUCUUCAGUCUAUUUUGUUAAAGAAGAUAUUUUGAAGAAUGUUAGUAACUAAACUGUUUGGGUUCCCAUUGACUUCCAUUGUAACUCUUGCCCAUAGAGUGUAAGUCAGUGGGAACCGAAACUGUUUGGUUACCAACAUUUUUCAAAAUAUCUUCUUUUAUUUUCCGCUGGAAGUCACACAGGUUUGGAAUGACGUGAGGGUGAGUGAUUUUUGGGUGGUCUUAUCCCUUGAAACGAAAUGUGUUUUUGGAAGUAGGGGUCUCAGUGAAAUGGUUAUUAGGGGUCAGAAGGAACCGGGAAAUAUCAGAGCUAAAUGCUAAAAUCCUCCUGCUGAUUACAUAAACACACAUUAAUCACACAGCACCUGUUUUUAAGUUCUCCACAGCUGGAUGACACGAUGUACACAGAGAAACACACAAUUAUACAGCAUCUCUCUUAUUUUUGUUUGUAAAUACUGUAAAAUGCAUUUUGAUAUCAUUGACAUGUUUUGAUAUUUUAGUCACUACCAAUGAAUACUACGAGAUCUUGGGGGUAAAAAAAAAAUGUAAAGGAAGAACCCAUGUUUGUAGUCACCAUUCUCUGUCAUUGACUCUGUACAGAUGUACCAAAUCAUGCAAAUGUAAAGUUUUGUCAGCCUCUACUUAGUAAACGGCGUCUUGAGCGCUCAUGUUUUAAGUGAAUAGGAAAGUAAGGGGUGUUUGAAGCAGUACCGUUCACUCCUCAUAGACUAGACACUCACAGGAGGACAUAUGCGGAGGGCGAAAGCCUCACGAUACAUCCGUUCUCUCUUGGACGUGUCCUCACUUUGCACUUUCCAGACAGCAGCCCACCUUUUAACACAUUGUCUAUGUGGACAUACAUGAACACAGGAUUUGUCUCUUUAUGUGCAAAAGGGACCACCCAUUGCAAACUUUACUAUGAAGGAUUUUUAUCUAUUUAAAUUAAAAAACAAACAAAAAAAGGUUUAAAAACUCGUUCAGAGUAGGGAUUUAAAAUUAAAAAAAAGGUCAUAAAAAGGAGGGAUGUGUCCUUCCCGUUCUCUUGAGAUAGUGUUUUAUAGGUUGCGGUUUCUUCUCCUCGGCCAGUACUCUGUAUGUAAACCACUCACGUCGUUGGCCAUCUCUGUAAUUCUAUUGUGACGCUGUACGAUACUGUAACAUUAGUGAGGAGACGAGGUGCGGAGGGGCUUCAGAUGCAGGAAAGGAAAUAAAUCCUCCACUGUUGUUCUUUCUGACAAACAAAACGCAGUAUUGAGUAUAAAGCAGUCCGUCUCCUAGGUUUGCUUUGUAUUUCAUGUUUAGGGUAGUUUGGAUCCUUGUCUUAGGGACUCUUUCUGUCUUGUGUAGUAAAUUAAGAUGUUCUUUGUAACUUU